AUGCCGAGACCCAAUCCCCGACGACCGAUCUUCCCCAGCGAAGACGGCGCAUUUGCGUCAACAGCAAGAGCCGAUAUACCGCAGCUAGUGUCUCCCAGGCCACCGAACAAUAUCACCGGCUCAGCAACCACCACUGCUCCAUGGCAACACCAGAACCACCACCGGCGAGUAGCAAUCGGGCCGUCUGGACGAGGUUUAGCGGUGCAAGGCGGGUUGCUCGCUGACAACCAACAUUUUCAACACGCGGAAGAGCCUUUGGGGAGCUUGGAAGACGAGGACUUCGAUGAGGACGAUGACAACGAUCUCGAAGAAGAUGAAGAGGACGAAGGGAUAGAAGACGAUGAGGAUUAUGAUAUGCAAGAUGACUCCAAGGACGUGUCGUCUCCGAUCCCUCCAAACCUCCGCGAGAUCUCCUCUUUGGCUUCAUGGACCGUAUCAACGCACAAGCCUGGCUGCGGCGUCACCGCCCUACGUCACCCUUCCCCGUCCCAAUUCUGGCAAUCCGACGGGCCGCAGCCCCAUACCCUGACCCUGCACUUUUUUAAACGCGUUGCCGUGGUUAGAAUACGCGUCUACCUCGACUUUGAGCUGGACGAGAGUUACACACCGACUAAGAUGGUGUUUUUGGCGGGCAUGGGUGGAAAUGAUCUGGUUGAAUUUGCUACUUGGCAAGGUGAGGCGCCGUGCGGCUGGGUAGAUAUUUCUUUGGAUGGGGUUGGUGGGAGGCAUGAGCGACGGCCGAGAAGGAGAAAGAGAGAGGUCAAAGGGAAAAAUAGCGUUCUGAAAAGUUCGAGAAAGAAAGACCACAGGGAAUAUGAUCACCAUGUGGACGCCGGGGGAAAUAGCGACAGUGAAGAUGACGGUGACAGCGAUGCUUAUGAUGACCUUUUUGAUAAUGAUGACCCUUCUGCAGGAAAUGUCCUGAAAGCCAUGGUGAUUCAGGUCCGGAUCUGCGAGAAUCAUCAGAACGGCAAGGAUACUCAUGUGCGAGGCUUCCAGGUUUUCGCUCGUGAUGACAGAUACUAUACCCGCACACGAAGAGACAGCACUCGCAAAUCUUUACGAUCAAGCGGUGGAGCAAGAAAGGAUGCCGGUGACCUGCAUCCCACUGAGAGCGAUCAAAGGGGCAAUGACCUGGAAAACGGGAUGGCAACAAUUGAUGAAUCCGAGUGGUUUCUACAACCUGAAAUCCGUUAG
Messenger RNA from Coccidioides posadasii C735 delta SOWgp, 1197 nucleotides. RefSeq names its product anaphase promoting complex subunit doc1 (gene DOC1). Gene Ontology annotation, biological process: anaphase-promoting complex-dependent catabolic process; protein K11-linked ubiquitination. NCBI's taxonomy places the organism in Eukaryota, Fungi, Ascomycota, Eurotiomycetes, Onygenales, Onygenaceae. Gene Ontology annotation, cellular component: anaphase-promoting complex. The record is from RefSeq and is a predicted model, not a curated record.